AAUAUUAAAAUCUCUUACAUUCAUUCUUCAAGAAUCAAACUUUGUUUUGUUUUGUAUACUCACAAAAAUGGCACAACCUCAAAUCCAAGUCCACUCAUCAGCAACACAUUAUGAAACUGGUACCUACCAACCAUCCCCACAGCAACACCUUCGCAAGGACGUGUACAAAGGUGUUAACUAUCCCGACCGUCACCGUUACGACGACAAUGAUGACAAUUUCUCUUUUAACCUCUUUGAAAGAGGUCCUUCGAUCUCUCAAAUCCUCGCCACACUCGGAGGGAUUUUCGUAGGUGGGACGCUGCUUUUGUUAGCCAGCGUCUCAUUUUUCAUCAGUCUCGUUGGAUUGGCGAUAAUGACACCACUUUUUAUCCUUUUCAGUCCGAUUUUAGUUCCUGCUGUUCUAACUAUAGGACUAGCGGUGGCUGCGGUUUUGACUGCCGAUGCUUGCGGGCUGACGGGGCUUAUAUCGUUGUCAUGGGUGGCGAGGUACAUUAGGGUUGUACAAGAGACGGUGCCGGAGCAAGUGGACUGCGUUAAGGGACGUUUGGCUGACGUGGCAGGAUAUGUUGGACAAAAGACUAAGGAAGUUGGACAGAAGACUAAGGAGGUUGGACAAGACAUACAAACGAAGGCAAAUGAAGCUAAGAGAUCAGCAUAAAUUAAUGAUGGCAUCAUGAGUGAAAAUUAUGAUUAGUAGUGGUUAAUUUCAGUUAUAUUAGUUAAGUAAGUUUAAAUAAGUAUGGGAAAAUAAAUAAAUAAGUAUGCACUUUGGUAACUUUAUUUUAUUUUAUUAAUGUUAUGUGGGUUGGUUUCCUAGGUCUGUGUUCAUGUUGUUUCAUGACUUGUGUUGUAUUGUAUACUAUAAUAUGUAUAUUUUGUUGUUGGUUUA
Messenger RNA from Lathyrus oleraceus (garden pea), 889 nucleotides. Its product is annotated as oleosin Ara h 10.0101. Gene Ontology annotation, biological process: seed oilbody biogenesis; lipid storage; response to freezing. The record is from RefSeq and is a predicted model, not a curated record. Gene Ontology annotation, cellular component: monolayer-surrounded lipid storage body; membrane. The transcript has a single exon. Lineage: Eukaryota; Viridiplantae; Streptophyta; Magnoliopsida; Fabales; Fabaceae. Bases 68 to 658 code for a protein of 196 amino acids.